CUAUGACUGAGAUCCUCUGGGCCUUCUCCAUCUGGCUCGAGUCCGUCGCCAUCCUGCCCCAGCUCUUCAUGCUGCAGCGCACGGGCGAGGCCGAGACCAUCACGACGCACUACCUGUUCGCGCUGGGCGCCUACCGCGCCCUCUACAUCCCCAACUGGCUGUACCGCUACUUCGCCGAGGGCUACGUCGACCCCAUUGCCCAGAUCGCCGGCAUCAUCCAGACCAUCCUCUACUCCGACUUCUUCUGGAUCUACUACACAAAGUGAGUGGUUUUUUGCUCUUUUGCUUUUUUGCUCUUUUGCUUUUUUGCUCUUUUGCGCCGUUCGCGGCCGGAUGAACCGCCAAUGCGGUGGGCGAGACAAGGGGAGCUGUGGUGGUGGCGGGCUUGGAGCAAGCGGCAAGCGACAAGCGGGCAAGCGGGCAAGCAAGCGCGGGUCUCGUGCUCGUGCUCAUGCUCGUGCUCAUGCUCGUGCUCAUGCUCGUGCUCGUGCCCGUGCCGGCAAGACGCGGACCACCGCGCAUCAGGUCUGGGCUGCAUCUCCAAAAGCGACAGCAACCCCCUGACGUCAGCGCCAAAGCCGCGAUGCCACCAGUCCAGCCAUAUACAAAGCCACGCCCCGCGCCCCUUGCCCCCUCCCAUCCUCUCCCAGACAGACAGGCAGACAGACAGGCAGACAGACAGGCAGACAAACGCCUCCCCACAAACCCACCCCAAACGCAUGCAUGCUAACACCGCGCGCCACCCCCAGGGUUCUGCAGGGCAAGAAGUUCAACCUGCCCGUCUAAGCCCCCUCCCAGCACCACCGCAGCACGUGUACAGCACAGCGCAGCACGCACGCACGCACGCACAGCCAGGCAGCCACUUCCACACCCACGAACACACAACAACAGCAGCAACGAAAUUGGUGGCAGCGGCGAUGGCAGUGGCACGAAACACGAACGAAGCGAAGCUAAGCUGCAUGCACGCACGGCACGGGCACACACGGCGAAGAGGAUAAAUAGCGGGAGCAAGAAAAGGAAAAAGCAAAAGCGAAAAGCGAAAGCGAAAAUGGAAGUGAAAGUGAAAGAAAGAGAAAAACCGGUCGCAGCGUUUUUGUG
Molecule: messenger RNA, 1098 nt
Organism: Aplosporella prunicola CBS 121167
Lineage: Eukaryota; Fungi; Ascomycota; Dothideomycetes; Botryosphaeriales; Aplosporellaceae
Exons: 2
Coding region: 345-998 (217 amino acids)
Source: RefSeq, a predicted model, not a curated record